Molecule: messenger RNA, 2481 nt
Organism: Cygnus olor (mute swan)
Lineage: Eukaryota; Metazoa; Chordata; Aves; Anseriformes; Anatidae
Gene: FBXO25
Product: F-box protein 25
Exons: 12
Coding region: 152-1606 (484 amino acids)
Biological process (GO): protein ubiquitination
Cellular component (GO): cytoplasm; SCF ubiquitin ligase complex; nucleus
Molecular function (GO): protein binding
Source: RefSeq, a predicted model, not a curated record
GGGGAAAGCAGUGAAAAAACACCUUGGGAUGGAGACUAACCGGCCCUUUGACCUGUGAGUCAGAGGGCUGAUAGGGCUGGCUCCCAGGAGAACCGGUCACCGCCUCCAGGAGCAGCUUCUGCGGGAGCUUGGGCUGCUGGGCAGAGAAACCAUGCCUUUUUUGGGCCAAGACUGGAGGUCCCCUGGAUGGAGAUGGGUUAAAACAGAAGAUGGAUGGAAACGAUUUGAACCCUUCAGCCCUGCACUUGAGAACAAGAACAAUCAGCUUAAUGACAUCAGUCACACUGUCAUUUUAACUGGUGAUGAAGAAAUAUACACUACAGAGGAUUGUGAAUUUGCAGCCAAGAAAAGGAAAAAAGACCACUGUAGGAAUAACACAGAUUCACAAUGUUUUUAUCGUGAAAAUUGGAUUUAUGUCCAUAAGGAAAGCACCAGAGAAAGACAUGGCUAUUGUACCCUGGGAGAAGCUUUUAAUCGCUUAGAUUUUUCAAGUGCAAUUCAGGACAUCAGAAGGUUCAAUUACGUGGUCAAACUCUUGCAGUUAAUUGCAAAGUCCCAGUUAACUUCACUGAGUGGUGCAGCACAGAAGAACUACUUUAACAUUUUGGACAAAAUUGUGCGGAAAGUCAUGGAAGACCAAUAUAAUCCACGAUUAAUCAAAGAUCUCCUACAGGAUUUGAGUUCUACUCUUUGUAUACUGAUUAGGGGAGUAGGAAAAUCUGUUCUGGUUGGAAACAUUAAUAUUUGGAUUUGCCGAUUAGAAACUAUCCUUUUGUGGCAACAACAACUAAAAAACCUUCAGAUGAACAAGCAAGUCAACAAUGGUCUUACGCUUAGUGAUCUCCCUCUGCAUAUGCUGAGUAACAUCUUGCACAGGUUCUCUGAUGGCUGGGACAUUAUUACCUUAGGGCAAGUGACCCCAACUCUGUACAUGCUCAGUGAAGACAGACAGCUGUGGAAAAAACUAUGCCAGUACCAUUUUGCAGAAAAACAGUUUUGUAGGCAUUUGAUUCUAUCAGAGAAAGGCCAUAUUGACUGGAAGCUGAUGUACUUUGCACUUCAGAAAUGCUAUCCAAUAAAGGAGCAGUACGGAGACACCUUGCAUUUCUGUCGACAUUGUAGUAUUCUCUUCUGGAAGGGCAAUGUGAGUAAAGAACUGCUAGUCCCAGUCACACUGAAUUGUAUGGGGGGAGAAUGGUUCUGCUUUUUCAGGCACGUGUACCUUUUAUGGCUCUCCUUCCUGCUUCCUUCUUCACGAUCUCAAAGGACUACCAUCUUGCUUUGUUACUCAAGGAUGGAGGACACCCCUGCACAGCCAGUGAUCCAAACACCUGUCUUAUGCCAGUAUCUCCUCAGCAUUUCAUUGACCUCUUCAAAUUUUGAGAUGUUCAGUAGCUGUUCUCCUGUGUUGUGGCCAUUUUUGUGGGGAGUCAGGCAGGAUCUGUCAUGCUUCUUGUGCAAUAUAUUUAAUUGUUAUGUUUUGUUGUCAUUUAUAAAAUGGAUAUGGGGGGACCUUAUCAGACAUUAUCAGACAGGUAUAUUUGGAGUGUUGGUUUUCAGCAGAAGAGAGCUGAGGAGGAGAAAAUACUUAAUCUGCAUUGAAUGACCAUUUUAAUUGUGAUUUUAAAUACAUUUUUGAUGCCUUAAUCAGUUAAAAUAAUCAGUUAAAACCAUGUGGAAGAGUUUUUUGAAAAUUUCUUGGAAGAGUUAAAUUAGUCUUACAGGGACCAAAGGAGUUUUUUUUUUUGCUGAUUCCUCUUUCUUUAAGCCACUGUUUUCAAAACACUUCCAUAUAACUUACACCAUUAUAAAGAACAGGCCAAUAAUUCUCUUGGACUUGUAUCAGUUACCAUCAAGGCAUUAAUUGUUGUGAGUUAGUGAAUAAAAUAGCUGUAGUUAUAUAUCUGAACCUAUAAAUAAAGGAAAUAACCAAUUUUUUGUAUGUACAUUAUGCAAAAAUUCUUAUUUUUCUUAAGAGGACUUUAUUAAAUAUAUAACCGAUCUCAGCACACUCUAACUCAGAGACAUCUGGGGCUACUGGAAAGUGACUUUUGUAGCUACAGCUUUUACUUACACUGCAAAUGCAACUGCAUUAAUUCAUCUUCUAAGAAGAAGACAUUACCAAAACUUAAUGAGAAUGGAGUUGCUUGUUUCUAGACUGUGUCAGGACAAUGCAAACUGAGGUUCCAACCUGACAAGCUAUGGAAAAUCCUGGAAGGUAGUCUGAGGUGAAGCACCUUCUGCUAGGUUAAUCAGGUAACAAAUUCUCUGGGAAGUUAUCUUACUCUAUUCUGUAAAGCAAAAGUAAUUGCUGAGCUGCAAUUUUUCCUUUACCUGUCUGAGAAGUGUUGGUAUUGUUGAUGAAAUUUAACCAAUAAUGUGUGAUGUACAGAAAAAUAAAACUUACUAUAUUCUGCGCUUGCUUAUUCUGAAUCUAGUUUUGCACAGUGUAAUAAAUCAUGGUUUUUAUUACUCCUUUAA